AUGACAGGAAUUUUUCUUCCGUUUGAUUUGCACGUGGCAAUUAGAUGGGUGGGUCCGGCGCGCUCGUGGCUGCCGUGCUCAGCGGGCGCGGAGCCGCGCCGCCCGCCGCCCCCCCUCGACGACGCGCGCGCCCGCCUCAAGCCCUACUUCUGGAGACUUGAUGGGGAGGAAGUCAACCCUAAAAGGGUUUCUUUGAAUGGGACUCUGGAGGUGUCUCGAAAGCGCGACGGUGGUGGGGACGGUGUGUACCAGUGUGCAGUGCGCCACCAUGCCGGUGUGGUGCUAGGCAACCCCGUGCAUCUCAAGUUUGCCUACAUGGAUAAGCAGUUCUCCAAGCAUCCAGAAAACACGACAAUUCAUAGAGGACAACCUGUCGCUCUAUCCUGCAACAUCAGUUCUGGACCGCCAGCAUCUAUCACCUGGUUGAAGAACGGCGAAGAGCUACUCCGAAAUUCUAGAUACCACAUUCUCGAUACUCAACUGUUGAUCAUGGACGCAAGAUCAGAAGACUCCGGCACGUACAGCUGUAUAGCAACUAACCAACCGGCGAACAGAAGUCGCGUGAGUCCCAGCGGCAGGCUGAAUGUCCUGGACACCGUGGAGGAUCGACCGGCUGGUUUGCUAGAAGUGUAUCACGAAUCUCAAAUACUCACGCCUAGGGGAUCACUCGUGGUGUUGCCCUGCCCCGUUGUGGGAUGGCCCAGACCUAAGCUAAUCUGGCAUCUGACCCCUCCCGGCGAGAGGAGCAGCGAGCUCGAGACAACUGAUGAGAUUCUGAUCUUGCGAAACCUGGAACUUGAUCAGGAGGGCCUCUACACUUGUGCUGUCGAGGAUCAACGCGAUCUAAUGAAGACCUUCAAUGUGACUCUGACCACACCGGUGAACAUCACGCAUCCCCCUACUUCCAAAGAGGUGCAGCGAGCAAGCACCGUGCGCUUCAACUGCACGGCCACCGGCAAACCCGAGCCCGUUAUAACCUGGUACAAAGAUGGUCAACCUUUAGUACUGGCAGGACGGAUAAAUUUACGAACUUCCGCUGAUGGUAGUCAGAUCCAGCUGGUGAUUAGCGGAGUGACGUCGGAUGAUGCCGGUAAAUAUCACUUUUUUUUUCCUUUAUAA
This is a messenger RNA of Parnassius apollo (apollo), 1119 nucleotides long. The record is from the annotation of a GenBank genome assembly. Lineage: Eukaryota; Metazoa; Arthropoda; Insecta; Lepidoptera; Papilionidae.